AUGCGCAACGACAGGAGAGGAGAUCGACUGGCAGACCUGGCAGCCAGCCUCUAUCUUCUCGUCGCAAACUCAGGAACCAUCCCUACCUACCGAAGAUGCAACGCCGAGUCGAUAAUAGACGUAACCUUCCACCGCACCCGACCACCCUUUGUCCUGCGCGGCUGGAAAGUGCUGGAGGAAGCGGAAUCGGCCAGUGAUCACAAUUACCUGCAGUUUCGGCUCGACAAGGACGUCGCAAUCGAGGAGAACCCGGAACGACUCAGGGGCUGGUCGUACAGGCGGUUGAAUUCCGACGCCUUAGCGGCACACCUGGCCACAGCACCCCUGCCCCGUGCAGACGAGCACACUUCGACCGACGAAGCUGCCCAACAACUCACGGAGUACUUGGCGUCCGCAUGCGACGCCUGCAUGCCACCGAGGAGAAAUCCUGCGUCCGGCAGGCGCCAAGUCCACUGGUGGAAUGCGGGGAUCAAAACGCUCCACGAAGAUUGCGCCAAGCUGAGGAGGAAAUAUCAGAGGGCGUGUCGGAGACACGAAACACCCGACCUAAUCAAACUCUCCCGAGCCGCUCACGCAGGGAAAAGGAAAGAUCUCCGGAACGCCGUCAGAACAUCUCAGGAGAAGAGCUGGUCUGAACUAUGCGCUGCGGUCGACUCCGAUCCUUGGGGUCUCCCGUACAAAGUCGUCACCAAACGCAUCGGCAGCCGACGCUCGGGCAUAGAAGCCAGAGGCAGGGAAUCCGAGAUCGCGGAUCAUCUGUUCCCUAACCCUCCACAGAUCGACUGGUCGCUCGAACCUCCCCCUCUGGAGCAAGACGACGACGGUCCCCCUGCGCUGGAGUGGACACUAGAGGAACUCCGGGACGCGUCCACCAGACUUCCACCCUGCAAGGCGCCCGGACCGGACGGUAUUCCUAACGAAUUUCUUGCGAAAGUAGCAGUCCUCAGGCCCCUCUCACUACUGAAAACCUACAACAGCUGCCUCGCCCACAGCACAUUCCCGUCGUGA
Messenger RNA from Metopolophium dirhodum (rose-grain aphid), 1008 nucleotides. RefSeq lists its product as uncharacterized. NCBI's taxonomy places the organism in Eukaryota, Metazoa, Arthropoda, Insecta, Hemiptera, Aphididae. The record is from RefSeq and is a predicted model, not a curated record. The transcript has a single exon. The coding region runs from base 1 to 1008 and encodes 335 amino acids.